Messenger RNA from Hippocampus comes (tiger tail seahorse), 1731 nucleotides. RefSeq names its product wingless-type MMTV integration site family, member 7Bb (gene wnt7bb). The transcript is spliced from 4 exons. Gene Ontology annotation, cellular component: extracellular region. Gene Ontology annotation, biological process: cell fate commitment; positive regulation of JNK cascade; neuron differentiation. NCBI's taxonomy places the organism in Eukaryota, Metazoa, Chordata, Actinopteri, Syngnathiformes, Syngnathidae. The record is from RefSeq and is a predicted model, not a curated record. Gene Ontology annotation, molecular function: cytokine activity; frizzled binding. The coding region runs from base 565 to 1617 and encodes 350 amino acids.
UCAUCACUUUGUUGUGUUGCAACAAGGCGAGCGUGGAAACCAAAGCCCGGCCCCAUUAUUAUCUGCAUAUCCACGCGUGGAAGGAGGAGGGAGGAGAAGGAGGAGGAGGAGGAGGACGACGAGAAGGCGUGCACCUCUCCCCAAGGCUUUCCUUACCUGUCUGGCGUCAGGACACUAUGGAGUUAAUUUCAAGAAAGGUGCUCAAGGGAAUACUUAAUUAGAGCAAAAGGGGGACAGGACGGAGCAAGAAAUCCAAUCUCCUUUAGGAGACGUCCACCAGCUCAUCUCACCUGCUGCUUUAUUUUUAUUUUUUUUGGUUUGUUUUUUGGAACCGGCGGACCGCACCAUGGACUGCACCCAGGGGACGGUUCCACACGAGCUCGGUGCCGCGGGAUAGAGUCGCCAUGCGUGCAUGUGGAAGGGUUAGUUAGUUUGUUCGUGACUUAGUUCGUAGGCCUUCAUUGUGGGGUUCGCGGGAGUAGGGGGGGCGGGGGGAGCAAGUCGCUUCGUGCUUACGCAUCCAGUCCGUACAGUGCAUGGCCCACGGACGGAGUGGCAACGACCAUGCACAAGCCCCUCCGAACCUGGACCCUGUACCCCGUGUUCCUGUACUUGGGCAUCAUCUACCUCUGGCUCGGGGCCCUGUCCUCCGUGGUGGCUCUGGGCGCCAACAUCAUCUGCAACAAGAUUCCCGGGCUGGCACCUCGUCAGCGGGCGAUCUGCCAGAGCCGCCCGGACGCCAUCAUUGUUGUGGGCGAGGGCGCCCAGAUGGGCAUCAAUGAGUGUCAAUAUCAGUUCCGCUACGGACGCUGGAACUGUUCGGCGCUGGGGGAGAGGACGGUCUUCGGUCAGGAGCUGCGUGUAGGCAGCCGGGAAGCGGCGUUCACCUACGCCAUCACGGCAGCGGGCGUGGCCCACGCCAUCACGGCGGCAUGCAGCCAGGGCAACCUGAGCCAGUGCGGCUGCGACCGGGAGAAGCAGGGCUACUACAAUCAGGAGGAGGGCUGGAAGUGGGGCGGCUGCUCGGCCGACAUCAAGUACGGCAUCGAGUUCUCCCGCCGGUUCGUCGACGCCCGGGAGAUUAAGAAGACCCCACGGCGCCUGAUGAACCUGCACAACAAUGAGGCGGGGAGAAAGGUUCUAGAAGAAAGGAUGAAGCUGGAAUGCAAGUGCCACGGCGUCUCGGGCUCCUGCACCACCAAGACGUGUUGGACGACGCUCCCCAAGUUCCGGGAGAUCGGCUACGUGCUCAAGGACAAGUACAACGAAGCCGUGCACGUGGAGGUGAUGCGGGCCAACCGCCUGCGCCAGCCCAGCCACCUGAAGGUGAAGCAGACUCAGGGCUACCGCAAGCCCAUGGACACGGACCUCGUGUACAUCGAGAGGUCGCCCAACUACUGCGAGGAGGACGCGGCCACGGGCAGCGUGGGCACCCAGGGCCGCCUGUGCAACCGCACCUCGCCGCACACGGACGGCUGCGACCUCAUGUGCUGCGGGCGAGGCUACAACACGCACCAGUAUACCAAAGUGUGGCAGUGCAACUGCAAGUUCCAGUGGUGCUGCUUCGUCAAGUGCAACACGUGCAGCGAGCGGACCGAGGUGUUCACCUGCAAGUAAAGGACCAGGAGGCCCGAUCGGGACCAUUGACAGAUUUUUGCCAUUGACGCGAUCGGCUCCACACGGCAUCGUUUUGCACACAAGAAUCUUUACGUUGCUUUUCACAGAGUAAAA